CUUCAUCACUCCCAUUCCCCUUCAUCUCAUUCUUCUGGGGUGCAGAGUUAUCCUCAGCUAAGAGGAAAACCCAGAUAACAGAGAAAGAAACUAGCAUGAUAUAGUUUUUUUCCCCUCAAAAUUCGAACUAGAAAUUGAUCUCAAUGGCCUUAUUCUCUCCAUCUCCCCCUACUACUCUCUUCACCUUAUCAUCAAAAGCCCACCUCUCCACCAAAACCCAACUCACCCUUUUCCUCAGAAAGUCCCAAUCUUUGGUUCUGUUGAGGUCUGCUGGAGAUAAUGGAGCUGGGUCUGUGGGCUCUGCUUCAGUAGUGGAGGAGAAAUUGGAGAAGAAGGAAGAAGCCCAGAAGUCUAAUUUGGGUCUAAAGGAAGAAGAAGAACAGGGUUUGGGGGCUAAUGGGGUUUCUUUGAAGGGGGAGGCUUCUUCGUCGUUCAAGGAUCCGAGAUGGGUGAAGGGGAAUUGGGAUCUGAAGCAGUUUGAGAAGAAUGGGAGCACUGAUUGGGAUGCUGUCAUUGAUGCUGAGGCUAGGAGAAGGAAAUGGCUGCAAGAAACUCCUGAAGCAUCGAGUAACGAUGAGCCUGUAGUCUUUGAUUCAUCAAUAAUACCCUGGUGGGCAUGGAUCAAAAGAUAUCAUCUUCCUGAAGCUGAACUACUCAAUGGACGAGCUGCAAUGAUCGGUUUUUUCAUGGCUUAUUUUGUGGAUAGCUUGACGGGCGUAGGACUUGUUGAUCAAAUGGGAAAUUUCUUCUGCAAAACCCUACUUUUCAUUGCUGUAUCAGGAGUUCUGCUAAUAAGAAAGAAUGAGGAUAUUGAAACCCUGAAGAAGCUCCUCGACGAAACGACGUUCUAUGAUAAGCAGUGGCAAGCAACUUGGCAAGAAGAUGACUCUACUGGUGCCAAGAAAAAUAAAACCUAAACUUUGUUCACCUAUGCUUCCAUUUUCCUGCUUUUCUUUUGUAAUGUUUUUCCUAGUGUUUCCUUUUGAGCAGAUGCAUCCAAAUCUUCAUUGAAGUGUGAAAUUGUCCCUUAAGUUGUUAUCCUUUGAUGGUUUUGGAAAAUGUGAGCUUGUUGCUUGUUUAGGAAGUUGGUGAUGCCUGUCUAAUUUAAUUGGAGCUUGAUACAUAUGAAGUACAUUGAAGUUGGCCUAAAUUGAUUCCUUGUACCUGA
Messenger RNA from Asparagus officinalis (garden asparagus), 1168 nucleotides. RefSeq names its product light-harvesting complex-like protein 3 isotype 1, chloroplastic. The transcript is spliced from 3 exons. Bases 144 to 917 code for a protein of 257 amino acids. The record is from RefSeq and is a predicted model, not a curated record. NCBI's taxonomy places the organism in Eukaryota, Viridiplantae, Streptophyta, Magnoliopsida, Asparagales, Asparagaceae.